GGCGCGCCCGGGGCGGGGCGAGGCGGUGGCAUGUGGCGGGGAGCUGGGCGGCCCGGCUCCGCUCCUUCCCCGAGGGGGCCGCGCUGGCGCCGGGCGUGCGGCUGCCGCCUCCGCCGCCGGGGUUAGCGCCGCUUCCGCCCCGCUGCCCUGCGGCCGUGCCCUCCGCCGGUCUCCGCCACGUCGCUUGGCAAAGAAAAAUCCUGUCUUAGGAUCCUGUCAAGCAAGGUGCCUCGAUGUCCUCCACGUUAGCUGACUGAAUCCCUGCCAGGCUUGGUCAUGCAACAGAAGGCUUGCUUCCUGAUAAACCUCUGCCUUCUCAGGGAAGACUCCUGGCACAGACUUUUCAAAGGCGAUGGGAAUAAUUUGCAAGCGCAAUUUCAAGCGUCAGUCAUGAAGAACAUCCAUGCUGAAGGCCUGAUAAUGUAUUUAAAACGUCUGGCUGCAUACCCUGGUUUACAGGGUUAGGUAUAUUGCAGUGGAUCUGAAAGUGAUAUAAGAAAGAAUCGGUCCCGGGGAGAGAAGCCUUCCUGCAAGGCCAACCCUGAAGAUGUGGACUGCCAUUGUAUUCUUCCUGCUGAUUUCCUUCUGUAUAUGUGAACACAGGUUUUCUGUCCUGAAAGGCAGAGGAGUCCACAUAGUGCAAAUAAACAGACUUACAACUGAAAAGCAGUGCAGGCAGGCUUGUCGAAGCCCAGGUACUUCAGGUAACCAUCACUGUAAUUGGUCUGUGCCCUAUCAGAAUCACUGCAUCCUUUUGCGGUGUCACCAGCUGAGCGUGUGCCAGAAUGUUGGAGAGGAAGAUAUCAAAGAUCUGCUUGGAGAAAUUGUCAGAAGGAAAAGGGAAACAGUCCUGUUUCACCACCAAGGCUAUCCACAGAAAAAGGAGAGGAUGGUGAAUGCACGGGUUGACCGACACAACAUGGAAAACCUGUUUUCCUCAACUGCUCGGACUCACAAGAUUCACUUCAGGCACUUGCUUGAGUACAAGAGUGAAGAUGUAACAACAAAUGCAACCACUGAGACGACCACCACUGCAACGACUGCCACUGAGACGACCAUCACUGCGACGACCACCACUGCAACGACUGCCACUGGGAUGGUCACCACUGCCACAGCUGUAACAACAAACGUUACAAAUGCAACUGUCCUCACUACAGCUUACAAAACAACUGCCAAUGGCUCAAAUGCCCCUGGAGGUUCUUAUCUCCGUGAUGAAGCCAUGUCAUCCAAUGCUUCUGCUCCUACUUAUGGUAACAUCUCUGUUUCCGCGUCCAGCCCUGUCACCAAGCUUGUGACCACCACUGAAAAAUCAGGAAAUAAUAGCGCUGUCUCAGUGUUGUCCCUCUCUUCUUCUGCUCCCCUCACUCUCAUUUCUGAAGCAAAUACUCAAAUGCGUCAAACAGAGCGGUUUAACCCAGACACCACCACCAGCAGCCCUCCUCGCUCUAGUAGCCCCACCACUGUUGGAGCUGGCCAGAAGACACUGAACACAUCAUUGACCACCCUCAUCCCACAGGAUGCAGGAACGUCUUCCACUGCUUCCACUCAUGCCAUGGUUUUAACUACUGCUUCUACAGCAGUAACUACGGCUGCGCAUCGGAUAAAGUCAACGCCUCACGCUUUUUCAACAACCACAGCUCCAGCAGAUGCACCCAAAACAACAGCUUCGGGCCUUGCAGAAACUCGGGACAGGGAUAAUGAGUAUCUUCUCAUUGCUGCCGAGCCCCUGACUCAGUACUUGGUGGAUAAGAGUUCGCUUCUUGCAGUUCUUCUGGUUGGUACGUUUUUUUUCAUAACUGUUAUAGUUCUUUUCCUUAUGCAGGCCUACGAGAGCUACAAGAAGAAGGACUAUACACAAGUGGAUUACCUUAUCAAUGGAAUGUAUGUGGACUCGGAAAUAUGAAAGGGUGGGGAAAAAAACGUGGGCAGAGAGAUGGAAAGGAGACUGACAGCCUGCCUGACUUGUUUUUGGGUUUGGUUUUUUUUCCUAUUUGCCUAUAACACAAAUUGAAAGUGCUUCCAAAUUUACUUCUGGUGCAAUUGAGGAGAAAUGCCAUGUACUGUAUUAUGAAAAAAUAUAUAUAUUUUUUAUUCAACUGUGCAGCAGGUUGCUGUAAAAAAAAAAAAAAAAAAAGAAAGUAUAAUUUUUAAACUUCCAUAAUGCACGAUAGCUUUUGCCAUUAUUUUUCAUUGCAAAAAAACCUAACAAGAAGUAAGCCAUCAUGCUCGGAAAAUGCUGUGGCGCUUUUUCAACUGUUUACAGCGCAAGUUCCUUGUGUUUCAUUUGUUUCACAUGUGCUCCUCUGAAAAGAGAGCAAAGGAUGCUCUCACCUUUUGCAAAGUGCUCUGAAUUUGCCGGAUGAGAAGCGUGGGGAAUUGCUGCAACAGGGAACUUCUGAUCCAAUGUGUGUCAUGUUUCGGUAUGCUUCUUGCUUGUAAGGAGGUCUGUUUACAAGGCAUUGUAAGCUCUGUUUACUGCUAACCCAAGAUAUCUUUUCACCGUGGAGCAGAUGGUUUAAGAGCCUCUGCACUUAAAUGAUCUUAUUUUUGUAUUCACUUAAUAAAAGGGCCC
Molecule: messenger RNA, 2572 nt
Organism: Chroicocephalus ridibundus (black-headed gull)
Lineage: Eukaryota; Metazoa; Chordata; Aves; Charadriiformes; Laridae
Gene: C4H11orf24
Product: chromosome 4 C11orf24 homolog
Exons: 6
Coding region: 548-1903 (451 amino acids)
Source: RefSeq, a predicted model, not a curated record